UCCUAUUGUAACAAACAUAAUGUUUCAUGAGAUCCCCAAAAUGCUGUAAGUACUUUGCCACAGGUUCUGGGAUGGAGGUCCAGUGUGUCUGGAUUCCUGCCAGGAAGAACUUGCUCACAUCAGGCUCACAACAGGUCAAAGACCAAAACCGAAAAAAAUGAACAAAAACUCAUAUGUACUGCAAAAAACUUCCUUGCAGGAGGAGAAAAUAGAAAGUUUGCUCAGAAGGCAAGAGGAGGUACGGGAUCUCUUGUUUCAGCUCCUCCAAAGCUGCAGCCAUGAAGAACUUCAUGAGCCAUCGUCUAACCUGCUCCUCGGGGAAGCUGAGAAACAACAAGAAUCCAUGCAGACAGGUGUCCGAGACCCACUGAGGCAGCUGUUUCUUUUUGCCAUGACGGUAACAAAGUCUUGCCUGAAGGAGAAGCGGGGAGUGGUGACUUGGGGCGACUGUGCUGUGCGACUCCUCGUACAAGUACAGCUCAAGCAGGAACUGGAGCUAAGAGAGCUUGUUAUGGAAAUGGCUCAGGAACUGGAGAAUAAACCACAAAGUGGCCAUUGCAGAACUUCUUUAGAAGGGCAAGAUGCUGUUACAGAUCUUAUUAAAUCACUGCAGCCUCUUACACAAAGAGAGAAGCUCACACUAAAAAAGUUUAGCACAGAGAUUGUACCUUGUUUUGAAGGGGAUGGUUUUAAUCAAGAAAAGGAAGUUGUCACAGAGGAACCAUGUGAAGAAAAACAAACCAAUCAAAAUAAAAACUUUCUACAUAAGAAUAUAAAAGGCAAAGGAGAGGAGGACAGACAUAAUGAGUUUGAAGAUCCAAAGAUACACAAAGUAAUUUCUAAUUUUGGAGAAUCCACAUCAAACCAAGGAGAGUUGACCAUUAGAGAUAACUCUUACAAACAGGCUGAGGAGGCUUGUACUGAUGGCAAACUCCUCUAUUAUGAUCAUACACGUGCAGAAAUGCAUUCCUCAACACUGAGAGAAAAUAACAAGCAAGUAGAUCUUGUGAUUAUGAAAGAGGUAAUAAAAAGAGACAGUCAUGUCCCAGAGGAGGACUUAAAAGAAAAGCAAGUUGUUUUCAUUGGGAAAGCAGAGGAAGCUGAUGAAGAAAACCUAUCUACUGAAAGGGUACAAACUAGAAGUGACAGAGACAAGCUAACACAGACUGAGGAACAAACAGUGGCAGAGUGCCCUGUACAGGGACCCGAAAACCUCGAAAUGGCAUCUGGAAAUGUUGAUGAGAGACCAGCUGAAAUGAAUAUUUGCAAUCAGGGGUCCCCAGAUGAUUUGACAGCGUCAGUAAUGGAAGCCACAGAGAACCUGAUUUCAAGUCUAUUGUUGUUAAAAGCAAAAGUGGAACAGGUAUAUACUAUAAGAGGUACCAAAGAAGAUGUACCUCCCAGACUCAGAGAGAAAUGUGCUGAACUAUAUAAAGCAACUGCAGCUGACCAUCAGAGAACAGAGAUUUUAUGCAGUGACACAGAGUUUGUGAGCAGGGACGCAUCAAAAGAUAUCCUGGAUACAUGUGUUGUUGGAGUAAAAAAGGACAAUGUAUUAUCUGAAGAGGCAGGUGACUACCCAACUCAGACAGAAGCUGAUCUUGCAAAAGUAGAGGAAAUACAGAGAAUCAAUGUAACAAACACAAGUUCUAAUGCAAAUAAAGGUAACAAGGAAGAAGAAAACAUGGCUCAACAUGAAAAGGAAGACAAAGCUGAGAAAGACCAAGAAAAAACACAGAAAAUAGAUCUUUGUGGACAAGGAGACCUUUAUGAUGUUAUUAAUAAUGAUAAAGACACUGUAACGGUAUCCUGUGAGAAUACAGCAGAAGGCAUCAGUGUAAUUACAGAGAAAGGGGAUAAAGAUUUCCUCCCUACACAGAACCCUUUGAGUCAGUUAGCUGCCAUAGUCAUGGAAGCUGCCGAGAGUCUCAUUGAAAAUCUGAUAUCUCUGAAAGAUGAAGUGAGCAGAACUUCUAAAUCACAUGCAUCAGAGGCCAAGAUGCCAGAACUUGGCAAGAAUGACAUGCACCUAGAGACAACACAGAAUGAACACAACUCAACUCAUUUGGAAAUGACAGGCAACCCUAAUCCAUCUGCAACAGAAAAAGCUGCAAGAGGAAAAGAGAAAUGCAGUAAAGAAGAUCAAAGCUUGCAAAAUCCAGGUACCAAGAAUUCUGGAGAAGGGGAUGGUCCUGAAGCUGCUCAGGAUAGCACGGAGGGGAUAACUAGAGAGGUCUCAUGGGAGUUGCAUCCUGACUGUUCCAAGGGAUGCAGUCAUGCCAGGUUGUGGGAGUCAGACCAAAACACUGUGAAUAAUUUUACUACAGAACAGCAAGGAGGAUCGCAGACCAAUGAGAUAGAGCACACUCAUACACAGAAAGAGGAGGAAGGAGAGAGCUGUCACAUGAUAAAAAAGGAACAAACAACAUAUGAUCUUUCUGUGGAGAUAAGUAAAAGUAAUGAUGACCAUAAGCAAGUUCUCACUACCAUCCAAGGUAGUAAGGAAUCUAAGGAAAAAGGCUGUUUGACACUAAAGGAAUAUGAGGAGACACAUGCAACAACCACACAACUAUUGAACAACCUUUCAGAAGAAAGGGUCAUUGAUGAGGGCCCUUCUGAUACACUUGCCAUGUCUUUUUUGGAGGCAGCUGAAAAUCUCAUUGGUGGGCUCAUUCCUGGUCAAGAGGAAAUUGGUCUCUCUUCUGUAAGGAGAGUAGUUGUCAUUGUGACAGACAGAGCUGUGGUUGAUGGGGAUUUUUUGUCAAGCCAGGAGAUGUCAGAAGAGAGUGGGACAGCGAGCACCCAGGAAGUCUCUUCCAGUGGGGAAUCCCAGGCCCCCUUUCUGCCCAAAGAGAAUUGUGGAAAAAAUGACACCAGCCUUAUCCCAGCAACCAAUGAGGUGGAGAAUCCAUGGGAGUUACACACAGACUGUUUGCUGAGUGGGAAUCACUCUCACAUUUUGGACAAGGGACAUUCUGUGGAACCUUGUGUAGGAGAACCAAACGAAGGAGGACAGACUCCUGCACAAAUCAUAGAUGGAGUAGAGAAUCGGAAUUGUGACAAAGCAGACUGUAUUAGUAAAGUACAGCCAACUAAUCUGGUAUCACAGUACAGAGAUGGAUCUCAGUGUAAGGAAGACGAUUCAGAUCCACAUUUACACAAUGAAUGCAAAACUAUGAGAGACAGACAACAUAAUGAUGAAGAACAAGAAACUGAGACCUGUGAGCAAAAUGAAAAUUCAGACUCCAGAAGAAAAACAAUUAGUGAAGAUGUAGGACUCUCUGCACAAAAAGUGGAUAUAAAAGAAAGAAGAAAGACGCUGGUUCAUAAAGAAGAUGGAAAUAGUCAAGAUGGAUCUCUGAUACCAAUAAAACAGAAGAACACAGAUGAAAGUCCUCAACACACAACAACAAACCAAUAUGGGAAAAUAGACUGCAAAGCUGAAGGCGAUGGAGAAAAGGAAGAUUAUGCAAAGCAUGAGACAAAACAAGAAGAGAGACUGUCAACAGGAAUUAAAAGCGAUGAGACCAAACAUAAAAAUCUCAAGGGGGGGCAGGCUUCAGUAUCACAAGAACGCAGACAACACUCUAUGCCAGAAGACCAAACAAAUACUUGGAGGGUGCAAGAAUCAACAUUUAGAGAACAACUGAAAAAAGGGAGAUCUUGGGAAGGCACAGCAGAGAGGCACAAGAAUGUGUCAAUUAAUGAUGGACAACAAGAACUAAAAAUAGAUCUGCCAAUUAAAGAACAGGGGCACAUAUUAAAGGAAAAGGAAGAGCAUUCUGCCAUAUUAGAGGAGAGAAAGCAGUCUACAAGAAGAAAGGAAGACAAUGCAACUAUAACUGAUAAGGAAGGAAGCUGCCAUGCACUAACUGAUGAUUACUCUGCACAGUACAAUGAUAUACCUGUAGCUCAUAUAGAAGGGAACCAAAGUGCAUUCAAACAAGUGGGAGAAGAGUCUGCAGAUAUAGGGAAGGACCACCCUCAGUUAAACCAUGGCAACCAACAGCCAGCUAAGAUAACCAGAGAGAACACGGAGUCACCUGAUGAUCUGGCUACAGCUGUUCUAGAAGCCACUGAGAGCCUUAUAGGAGGCCUUCUUUCUCUUAAGGACAAGGUGGGCAGAGCAUCUGAGAGGCAAAAGAGGAAAAAAAGCUCCAAUCGGGAUGAACAGCCAGCACCCAAAGAGAAGGUCACUUUAGAAGUUGGGCACAGUAUACUACAGAGCUCUCAAGAAUUAGCUGCAUUCUAUGCUGUCUCAUCCUCAUUUGAACAAUGCAAGACUGCUCUCUCUGCACGUUCAGCUUUACAGAGUGAAGCAAGUGGUCAGAACAAUAUGGAAGUGCAGCCAGGCCAAAUAGUGCAAAAGGUUACAGAGAAUAAUGAAGAAUGUAAGAGUCUCAAGAAUAGGUGGAAAUCUUUGACUGAGCAACAUCUAAGAAAACUGUAUAUGCUUGAGGCCCUUUCUUCUAAAACAAUACACAUGCAAAUGGAAGAGGGCCCAGCGAGUGAAGUGCUAUACAAUAAGAAAGAACAGAUGGGAGAGACAGUGCAGAGUAUGUUGGACCAAAGUUUCUCAAGGGAUGGAACAAUGAAUCAUGCUGGAAAUACCACAUCAGAAAAGAAAGAAAAUGAAUCUGAAGUACUUGGAAAUAGCAAAUACUUUGCUGUGCACAUGCAGAAUGCCUUCAAUAGAGAUGAUGCAAUGGUAGAAAGACCAGAGAUAUGUUUAAAUACAGAUCUAGCAAAGCAAAUUCAGGGAAAAGCUAAGUCUGUUUCUGAGUUGAAAGAUAAAUCAUGUCAAGACAAGGAGCCUGGUAUUUAUGGGGAUGAAUUCGAAGAAGUAAAAGAAGCUAAAGAAGAUGUUCCUGAAAAUGCAGAGGCUGGUGAGAUGGGAGUGGAACAUCAAGAUACAGAAUCCCUCACUAGUCUCAACAAUUUGUCAAACAUAUCUAGAGAAUUGUCCAGGGAGAGUCAACCCUCAUGUAGUAUGAGUGUCAGUCAUUCACAUGUGUGGGCAAAGGAAGCUAUAGGACAUCCCCAGAACAAAUGGAAAUCUAUUGUGAUGAAUAAAAUCAAGGAAAAGGUAUUAUCUGAAUAUCACUUAAGGAAGACUCAUGAGAUCAUUGCGUGCCAAGAUGAAAUUAAAUGGCAACAAAAUUCUAACAACGAUGGUAUAAACCAGGACAAGGAGGCGGAGAAAGUGACAGGAGAAAGUAAUCUUGGGGAACCAAAUGCUUGCGCUGUGAAGAAAGCAAAAAUGGUGUUUGAAAAUCUGGAGGGGGAAAAAUGUGAUAAAAGCAUGUCCAAGGCUCAAAGAGACAGUGCUGAAAAAAGAAGUCCUUGCACUGGGAGAACAGGAAAUCUUCUGGCAGAGAAGUCAGAUAAAGAACACAGUAAGAAAGAAAAGUCAAGUGAAGGAAUUAUCAAAGAAGAAUGGAUUACAUCAGAUAAAAAGGACACAAAUCGAGAAAAAAAAGGAAGUGAGAGCAAUUUAUCAGGUUGUAAUGAACCUCUUACAUUCAGUAAACACUAUAUGGAGGUUAGAGAAAACAGACAGGAGGACUGGCACAAUGCAGAUGAACAUAACAGAAAAGGUAUGGUAGUCGAAGGAUAUGAAGGGAAAGAGGAGAUUAAAGAAAUCAGUGAAGAGGACAGCAAAACUUUUCAUGACCACCUGUCCGAGACAUUAUCCACAUAUAACUCUGCAAAAGAAACAGUGGAGGAGAAACAAAGGGAUUCUUCAGACAUCUCACAGGGGCGGAGUUCAUGGCACAAGAUCUGGCAGGCAACUAGCCAAAAACUGGCUCUAGCGGCAAUUGGUGACCAAUUUCCUAAUACUUUCUUAAACCAAAUGACACAUUUACCAGCAAAUGGAACCCUAAUGAGGAAAGAGGCACACCUGUCUCACCCUCUUCAUACAUACGAACAGCAAAGUGCGGUUUUUGGAAGAGCCUACCCACAAGACAAAGCAAUCCUGCGUUCUUUUGAGAAACAUGGUCAGCAGCAAGGUGCAGUGGGAGGAUUUACUACUCGGGCAUGCUCCCUGCCAUCCAGUCAGUCUGUACUUCAGCGGGAGAAGGUAUUUAUCCAUUUGUCUGUGAGGGAGCAGGAGACUAUGAAGAGACUGACGGAUCUGCAAAGGGAGGCAGAGAUAAAAUGUGCAAGUGACAGGAGAAGGCAGAUGCUGAGAUUUCAAGAAAGGCUCUCCAUUGCCCGUAACAGAAAAUCCGAGGAGGAUCUUCUGGCAGCCUCUCAGAAAGGAUCUCCCCAACUAUCUCCAGAACCACUGCCGCAGGGUGACGCAGAGCAGCAGAAGACUGCAGUAAAAGAGCAUCUACAGAAAAUGAAAAGAGAGCGCACAUACAUUAUGCAAACCAAGAGAGACAGGAACACAACCAGCUUCAGAGAGCUGCUGAAUCCAGUGCUGACAAAGAAUGAGCGAGAAGAUGGGAGUAUGGGUCUGAGAGGGGCAGAAGGGUUGUGAGGGAUUGAAGAGUAUGCUAUAGGUGUGGAAUGACUGAGUUAUGGAUGUAAAAAGGUUUUGCCUUGAUAUGCCUAAAGCAGUUUUGUGGUAAAUACGAAUGAUUCAAUAAAAGCAGGUAUCACCAGAAACAGUUUUUUUAUUUAAUUGGUUAUUUUAUUGGUUUAAAAUGUUCUAAAAUUUCAAUUUUGUUUCAAAGCAUCCUGCAAGAUGAAUAACAUAUUACC
Messenger RNA from Xenopus tropicalis (tropical clawed frog), 6711 nucleotides. RefSeq lists its product as uncharacterized. The coding region runs from base 158 to 6487 and encodes 2109 amino acids. The record is from RefSeq and is a predicted model, not a curated record. Lineage: Eukaryota; Metazoa; Chordata; Amphibia; Anura; Pipidae. The transcript is spliced from 25 exons.